Xenopus tropicalis (tropical clawed frog) is the source of this 4633-nucleotide messenger RNA. RefSeq names its product potassium channel subfamily M regulatory beta subunit 3 (gene kcnmb3). Gene Ontology annotation, molecular function: calcium-activated potassium channel activity. The coding region runs from base 2297 to 3211 and encodes 304 amino acids. Gene Ontology annotation, cellular component: membrane. NCBI's taxonomy places the organism in Eukaryota, Metazoa, Chordata, Amphibia, Anura, Pipidae. Gene Ontology annotation, biological process: potassium ion transmembrane transport; potassium ion transport. The transcript has 4 exons. The record is from RefSeq and is a predicted model, not a curated record.
UUACAUGGCUGCUUAGAAACCAGUGCAAUUACCAUCAGAAUUUCACAAUAAACCAUGCAGCACCAGAUUCUUUGACAAAUGUUAUUGCCUUGCCAUCACAUAACCCCUUGCCCUGCAUGCGCAUGAGAACCAUACUAUAAAAAUGGCCUGGAAAAAAAAGACAUUAGUAGUAAACUCACACUGUCAGGUAUCCUGUAGCUUUGAGCUACAGGCAAUCUGUGGAGUCUGGCAAAUACCAGAGGGGCUGCUGUAGAAAGUUACUAUUUAUUGUGUCUGUGGGAGGCUGUUUGGGCCUCUGGGUAUUUGAAAUGCCAGGGCCUAUUUUGAAUCCCAGUCCAAGUCUGGCUUUGAGAUCUUUUCCAAGUGGGGGCCAUAAUGUACAAAGAACACAAAUUACUUCUUGUAACAACAAUUGCUGAAAUUAAAAAAAUGUUGGCUCAGGAGAGCAGCAUUGGCACAACCAAUAGGCAUAAUAUUUAGGCAUUAUAUUUAAUUAUGCCUUUCCUUCUCCUUUAAAUGCAUUUACAUCAGGGUUUUGGCUCUACCACUUACAAACAUUCAGGUUUUUCUGUUGAGUCACUAUAUGGUUGCCUGGGAGCUUUAUCUCGCUGACAGAAGACUUUUUAAGCAGACUUGAUGAACCCCAUACUAAUGAACACCAUACUACACUGUAGCUACAGGUCAUCAACAUCCCUCAGUAUCACUGGCUUGUAUGUGAGAGAGGCACAAAAAUAGCCGUUACCCAAAAGAGAACCAUGUAAAAGCAAAUUUGGGUAUUAAACAAAAAGAAUGAAAUGGACCCAGUCUUAAUGAAGACACAAAACUGAUAAGACCAAACCAGCUUUUUGGCUAAAGCUCAAAGCAGUACGUGUGCCAAAAAUCUAACACUGCCCACACAUAAAAAAAACAUCUCACUGACAGUGAUGUAAGGUGGUGCUAGCAUCAUCCCGGGUUUUAUUUUAUCAGCUGGAGCUGGGCAUCUUGUUACAAUAGAAGGAAGAAUGAGAAAUGCAAAAGGGAAAUACUACAAGAGAACCCAUUUCACUCUGCUAAAACUAAAACUUGGGUGACUUUUUUCUGUCUGCAAGACAAUGUUUCCAAAAUAACACUGCAGUGCUCAGGAAAGUGAAUGUUCUCAAAACCGUGAAAUCCGCCCAAUCAAAAAUCUGUGGCACUAUUUGAAAAGUGAUGUGGACAAGGCUGGCUAACCUGAAUAACUUAGAGCAAAUUCAUAUGGAAGAAUGGGACAAAAUCCCUGCCGAGAAGCUGCUACAUGCUUACCCUAAAAGCUGUAAAAGGUGGGUCUGCAAAAUUGUUACAGCGUGAGGAUUAAAAAUGUAUGCAAACAGCAUAGUUAUUUUCUUAACAUAAUCAAUACCAAAUAAUAACAUAAGGAUUACCAAGAAGUCUGAGAGGCUCAUAUUAUAUGAGUUGAAUUUGAGCAUGAUCUCUGGACCUAUUGCCUGCAAGGAAGCUGAUACUAAGUCACUUUGUGGAACUGGGUUCUGCGUUGCCAACAAGUCUCGGCCUGAAUGUGCUACCUUUGUUUUAAAGAUGCUAGAAGUUUUAAAUGCAGUUAGGCUGCAAUCUGUUAAGUGUCUUUAGUUGGCUUUUUAUUUCCAAUAGUUACAUUAUGAUAGAUGCCUUUAACAGCCCUGAAUAAAGGCAACAGUGCUCAUUUCCUAAUAGGUGCACAAGUAUAUUUGCCAGACUGGUCUUUGCAAUUAUUUUCUAAGUUGCAGUGAAUUGCAGUGAACUGUUGAAAACAAAUUGCUUAUUGGUUGCUAUUGGCAACUGCACAUGUGCAUUUUAACACCUAUGUUUGUAAAAUCGACUCCUGUAAAGUAAAUCUGUUCUGACAAAUGAAUAGCUUUAAUGUGCUUUUGUUGGCGCAGACUCUAAAUCCACAGCGAAAGCAGCUGUAAAAAAGUCAACACCUUCCCUUUAGGGCUUCAGCGAGCUCUUGAGACACAACAACAUCCCACUGGAGUAAAGGUUUCUAUAGAAACAUGUUACUUGCUGAAGCCAAAACACACAGGAGAUCAAAUAUUCUUCUAAUCACAGGCAUUAGUUAGAGGCCGGUUAUCUUUCUAGGUUGGAAAGUCACUCCUGGCUAUUCAAGCAAGUUUAUUCUCUUAAUAUUAUAAAAGACAUGAAUCUGGAAGACUGUUCUUGUACAAGAUAAAGUAUAAUUAGGUGUCCGCGGUAAUCUGUAAAUUGGAGAAGCUGAGGGAAUUAUGCAGUGUUGAUGGUUGGGGUUUGGUCUUAACAGCGGGAGAUUUCUCUUCCACCCUCCAUGACUCUGUUUAAAGAGGCAAUGUGGAUGCAGCCAGUAGCACACAGACAGUCGUUCAGUGUUCCUAUCCAGAUCACACUGCAAGGCAGCCGCAGACGCUACAUGAGGGAAGCCUUCACUGCAGUACCUGCCAAGGUGAGACGAAAAGAGAGCAGCAGCGAUGGGGUGAAGCCAGCUGAAAAAAUGAAAAAACAGGCCUCCAAUGCUGGGGAAGACAGAGCAAUGCUGCUGGGCUUUACUAUGAUGGGACUUUCAGUGCUCAUGUUCUUCUUACUGGGUAUCACCAUUCUAAAGCCAUUCAUGCUCAGUGUCUGGAAUGAAGAGUCGAACUGCACAAUUAUCCAGGCUGAUAUCAUGGAAGACUGGGUUGACUGUUCGUUUACAUGUGGCGUAGAUUGCCAUGGCCAAUCAAAGUACCCCUGCCUCCAGGUAUUGGUGAAUGUGUCUAAUUCUGGCCAGUCAGCAGUCCUGCAUUACAAUGAAGAAGCAGUGCAAGUAAACCCAAAGUGCUUCUAUAUCCCAAGGUGCCAAAGAGAUAAAAAUGACUUACUGGAUGGGGUCAUGAACAUAAAAGAAUAUUUUGAUCGCAAGAACGACACACCUUUUUUGUGUUUCCAUCGCCCAGAGAGCAAACCGGAGGAUGUCAUCUUCAUAAAGAAAUAUGACCGGUCGGUGGUCUUCCACUGCCUGUUCUGGCCUUCUCUGAUGCUCCUCGGAGGAGCUCUGAUAGUAGGGAUGGUGAAGCUAACGCAGCACCUCUCUCUGUUGUGCAAAGUCUACUGCAGUGCCUCUAAGGAAGAGCUGGGCAGCGUUGCAUCAAGGCCUGACUCACAGCAGAGCAAGACCAAGAAGGAAGACAAGUGUUUAAGGUGGCGAUUAAACUCCCAAAGCAUGAGCAAUGCACCAUUUAACUGAAUGUGAACAAAAAGAGAGAGAAAGAGGCACAACUUUUUUUAAAGUAUUGUUGAAGAAACUCCACUUGUGUAUUCCUGAUGCCCCAGGCACCUCAGGGGAAGAUUUUUGUUACAGGGACAUUUAAACAGCUGGGGUAUCUAUAAUACUGUUUGGAUAGAGCUCUCGCCAUCCUCCGCGUGAUAUUGGCUUCUAGGGGAGGGUGCUGAGAGAGUCUGGCAGCAGCUGGAGGUCUUCAAAUUGAUUUUCCCUGAUGUAGAUAUGGGACAGUAGUUUACAGCGGGAAUCAUACAAAACUAGAAGCCUGUGGCAGUGGUUAAGUACUUUUAUAGCUAUAUGAUUAUUUUUAGAUAAACUAUGUAAAGUUCUUUUAGAGUUUGCAAUAAAUAGUUAAAUGCUAGAAGGAAUGUGUUGGUUUAUUUUUAACUUCAUGCUAGGACAGAAAAUGUCAGCUUAAAGUGUCCACAUUAAAGGAAACUGAAAGUGUGGUUAUAACCCUAGCUCCACUCCAAAGGCCUUCUGUCCCACCGCCCCACAGGGGACUCACAUGACUGCAGUAAUUACUGUAAGUGGUUCAAAAAUGCAGAGGAGCUCAGUGGGGUUGGUGGAAGCCAUCUUCCACCGCUUCAGAUCUCUGCAGUCUUGCCACAAGCAAGCAGACAAAGCAGAUGCGGACCUGGGCAUGCUCCAUGCUGGCUAUCUCUGAGAAGAAAGGACCUAAAGUAGUGCACAAGAUGGUAUCUACCAACCCCACUGCACUACUCUGCAAUUUUUAUAACCAGGUACAGAGAUCCAAGGUUGCACUGUUCAGGAGGGAUGCCUUUGGAGGGGGUUGAGGGUUACAAGCACACUUUAGUUCUGCAUUAAUAACCACAUGUAUUUAGAAAACACACUACAGCUUACACACACUACAGAAUAGGUAGUCUGUUAGCCCCUAGAUUACUGGUUACCAGUGAGAUGUAUACAUUUGCCUAUGAAUUCCAUACAAUUUAAGGAAUUGAACAAAUGGCCAAAUAUUUAGGCAGCAGUGGAAAAGCUGGAGUCUUAAAAAGUAUGUAACAUGACCUAAAACCAAAAAAUAGCAUUUGUAUUUAGAACGCAAAUCUGUAAAUGAGUAAUUACUAAUGGAUAUAUACCUAUAUGCCAAAGUCUGAGUUGGUUCCCAGUCCUCUGCCGGCUCACACUUGAAUCCCCUCCAAGCUUAAAACCAAUUAUCUAAGAAAAAAGAGCCAGCUUGCAGGAUGGCUUAAGGGGACACAAGCAUAAAGUGCAUAUAGUGUAGUAUUUCACAUAAAACAGUGCCCUUUUGCAACUUGCACUGUAUAACUCUUAUCAUGCAGAUGUAUUUCUUUCUAGGUGUCAACUGCACGACAUAUAGCACUAAAUCGUGUAAAAUACCAUUUAUUAGUAAAAAACAAGAUUCUA